CCGGCCAGGUGCUCGGCCGAGGCGGCGCGGAGCCGAGCCGAGCCGAGGGGCGCGGGGCCGAGGCGUGCGGUCCGCGUUGCCGCCAUGGUGCAGCAGCAGCAGCAGCAGCAGCAGCAGCAGCAGCAGCAGCAGCAGCAGCAGCAGCAGCAGGGCCCCGGGGAGCGGGGGCCGGCGGGGGCCGCGGCCGCCGAGGUGCGGCUGUCCCGGCGGCGCUGGGCUGUGGUGCUGCUCUUCAGCAGCUACUCGCUGUGCAACGCCUUCCAGUGGAUCCAGUACGGCAGCAUCAACAACAUCUUCGUGCGCUUCUACGGUGUGACCACCUUCACCAUCGACUGGCUCUCCAUGAGCUACAUGAUCACCUACAUCCCCCUGCUCUUCCCUGUUGCCUGGCUGCUGGACAAGCGGGGCCUGCGCCCCAUCGCGCUGGUUGGCUCGGCCCUCAACGGCCUGGGCGCCUGGGUGAAGCUGGGCAGCUUGAAGCCGCACCUCUUCCCUGUCACCGUCCUGGGGCAGGUCAUCUGCUCCCUGGCGCAGGUCUUCAUCCUGGGCAUGCCCUCACGCAUCGCCUCUGUCUGGUUCGGCUCCCACGAGGUCUCCACCGCCUGCUCCAUCGCUGUCUUCGGAAACCAGCUUGGCAUUGCCCUGGGCUUUCUAGUCCCUCCAGUUCUGGUUCCCAAUGUGGAAGAUGAGGAGAAGCUGGCCUACCACAUCAGCAUCAUGUUCUUCAUGACAGCAGGCGUGGCAACGGCCCUCUUCAUCCUAGUUGUCAUAGUCUUCAGGGAGAAGCCUCCGCACCCUCCGAGCCGGGCUCAGGCCUUGAUCCAGUCAAGACUGCCAGAGGAAUAUUCCUAUGUGCAAUCAAUCCUCCAACUGCUCCGCAGUACCAACUUUAUGCUGCUUAUGGUCACUUACGGUUUGAAUACAGGGUGCUUCUACUCCCUGUCCACUCUGCUGAACCGCAUGGUGAUCUACCACUACCCAGGGGAGGAGGUGAAUGCUGGCAGGAUUGGACUCACCAUUGUACUGUCGGGCAUGGUUGGGGCCCUGAUCUCCGGCAUCUGGUUGGAUAGAACCAAAACCUACAAACAGACAACGCUAGUGGUUUAUAUCAUGUCUCUGGUGGGAAUGGUUGUCUACACCUUCACUCUGAGUCUAGGUCACCUCUGGGUGGUCUUUGUGACUGCAGGCGUGCUGGGGUUUUUCAUGACAGGGUACCUUCCACUGGGUUUUGAGUUUGCUGCAGAGUUAACAUAUCCAGAAUCGGAAGGAACAUCAUCAGGGCUCCUUAAUGUCUCAGCACAGAUCUUUGGUAUUGCUUUCACCAUCAGCCAAGGACAGAUCAUGGAUCACUUUGGGACAAAGGCAGGAAACCUCUUUCUUUGUUCCUUCCUGUUCCUGGGGACCAUCGUGACAGCAUUCAUUAAGGCUGAUCUCCGAAGACAGCAGGCCAAUUUGGAAAGUGAACAGCCAAGGACUCCAAGGCAGCAGUCAGAUCAUGGAUUACGGACUGUAGCUUGUAACCCUAACCCAUCAAUUUCCAUUCCUGCUCACUAGCUCAUACACAAAGAAAGUGAUGCCUGAAGCCUGUACUGAUGCCAUAGUCCUUGAAGAAUCGAAGCUGUGAAACAGAGGGGUGGCAGAGCUGGGAAAUGCACUCUCCUCCCCAUUCCCACAUCUGCCACCUAUGCCAUUCUCCUGUCAUGCUUGCAGUAAAGCAGUGGGCAGCCUCGGAGCAGGAGCCCAGUAAACCCCUUGCAAAGUGUGGAAAAGAGCAAAACAAGAAGAGAGUUGCUCUCUUCAGUUACAUCUCUGCAUCUUGCUGUUUUGCAGACCUUACUGCUUGAAGCAAAACUUGAGCAAAGCCACUGUUCUCCCCUUUUCCCCUUCACCAGCUCAUCUAUGUUUGGAAGAAGCAUACAUGGUCAGAAAAGCGAGGCUGCAUUUGCAGAUUAGCACUGAGCACAAGCAGGCGAGAUGAUACCCUGCACCUGGCCUGUGUUUCCUCUUUCAGAGAAGCUUUGACAUUAAAUGUAGAAGCUGGACCAUGCAUACUUUGUGAGCAACCCUGGAAGAGUUGUGAUCUGCCUGUGAAGAAGCUGGAUUGCUCUGCCUCAGUGCCUGUGAUGCUCUCCACAUUGCAGAGGUGAUGGUAGAGCCUCAACACAUCUCCAGACAGUGCAAAGCAGUACAUCUGCUGCUGCUGCUGCCAGCUCCAGUUUCUGUAUGUGGCUAUCCCCAUUGCAACACUUUGUGGAUAAACCUCUAUUUAGAAUUCAUUUUAGGUUGCCAUGAUGUUCCUAUCUAUUAGGAAUAAUUGAGACACCAGUAUGCAUCCUGGGCAGAUUCCAGCUCUCAUCCUGCCUAGAGGCACGGUCUAGCUGCAGGGCUUAUGUUGAAUCUACAGCCUGUACCCUGCCCAGCGCAGCUCACUAGCAACAGGAUUCAAACCACAAGCUCCCUGGGCUACGGACCACUAAUGAUAAAAAGUGCCUCUUGCAUGUUUUAACACAACAUGAAAUCUUUUGUGAAGUCCUAUACUGGUAUAGCCAGCCAGGAUUGCAUUGUUUUGCACUGCCACAGUGAGGUGUUUGACUCACGUGGGAAUGAAGAUUUGCUCCAGUGUGGAAGCUUCCCACUUUUUAAUAGGCAACAGGAAUAGCCCACUUACCAGCAUCUGUGUCUUGCAGACACUUCCCCUCUGUAUGCUGUUAUUUCCUGAUCACAGGUAUAGAUCCUUAUAUCCCUUCUACUUCCUUUACAGCAUCAGACAGAUAGUCACUGCCCUGAUGGAGACAUGGUGUCCUUAUCCUCCUUAAAUAAUGCAGUUGUGCACAAAUAAUUUUGAAAAAAUAAAUGUUAAAGUAGAUAAAAAUAGCUCUCUUGGACAUACCAUUUUUGACGAAACCUUUCUUGUGAAAUUUUACUUUUGAAACAAAAAUGUUAAAGUCCCAUAUUUGAUAAUUUGGGAUAGAACAGUGGGUCUAAAAAUGUCUUUUAAAUAAAGAUUUUCGUAAGAAAGCAAAA
Dromaius novaehollandiae (emu) is the source of this 3024-nucleotide messenger RNA. It is a transcript of the gene FLVCR2, whose product is annotated as FLVCR choline and putative heme transporter 2. The record is from RefSeq and is a predicted model, not a curated record. Bases 85 to 1554 code for a protein of 489 amino acids. Gene Ontology annotation, cellular component: membrane. The transcript has 11 exons. Gene Ontology annotation, biological process: heme export; transmembrane transport. Gene Ontology annotation, molecular function: heme binding; heme transmembrane transporter activity. Lineage: Eukaryota; Metazoa; Chordata; Aves; Casuariiformes; Dromaiidae.